Molecule: messenger RNA, 885 nt
Organism: Durotheca rogersii
Lineage: Eukaryota; Fungi; Ascomycota; Sordariomycetes; Xylariales; Xylariaceae
Exons: 1
Coding region: 142-795 (217 amino acids)
Source: RefSeq, a predicted model, not a curated record
GCGCGACAUCGGCUGCAGGAACCAGAAGCUUUACUGCUAGGGGGGAGGCCACGAGAUGGCUUUCUCUCUCUCUCUCUCUGUCUCUGCCUUACUCAGACCGUCCGCCAUGCAUACGACACACUGACGCUACCGACUUGACACAUGCAUCCUGACAAUACAGUGCUGACACCGACCGGGCCUACCAGGGCGGGCCUUGGCUUGGGCUCCCUUACUACAUAUAGCCUACCGACCUUAGCCUGCCAAACCGGGCAUGCUCGUGCCUCGCCCACCACCCCAUCCGGCCAUCCCGGCCAUCCUGGGAUGCCCGAGCGAACGCGGCGCGUACUGCGGCAUGGGGAAUUUGUCAUGUUGGCCCGGUUUUGGGUAGGGGGGAAUUGGACAGGUAGGGCGAGACCGACAGCCAGAGCGAGCGAGCGAGAGGGGGAAAACACACACGCAUCUGGCACGCCUCGGCCCUGGGAACCCCCAACUUUUUUUUUUUUUUUUUUACGACGGAGCCGCCUUGUCAAUGUCUCGCUGUAUGUGUAUCUCUCCGUUCCUCGUUCCCGGUCUUCUUCACCACACCAACAAGCAGCAGCCGCCAAGCCCUGCCCACAACACACACACACCCCCCUCCCCUUAAACCGCCCACCCACCCCCCUUCUCUCUCUCUCUCUUCCCCCCCCCCCAAUUCCGCCGACACCGCGCAUGCAGGCUCUCCCCGAUGCGGGCCCCCUCUGCAAAAGCCGUCAGCUGAUCGGCGAGGGCGCGCGCGGGCGCGGGAAACCGGGCAAGAAGAGGGGGCUAGGCAGGUAGGCAGAGAGGACGCAGGCAGCGCGCGACGGCGUCUCGCCGUCUCGGGGACGUUGGUUCUCUACGCACUGUUGGGGAAGAGAGGGGGGGGGG